Messenger RNA from Penicillium nucicola, 564 nucleotides. RefSeq lists its product as uncharacterized. The coding region runs from base 1 to 564 and encodes 187 amino acids. NCBI's taxonomy places the organism in Eukaryota, Fungi, Ascomycota, Eurotiomycetes, Eurotiales, Aspergillaceae. The record is from RefSeq and is a predicted model, not a curated record. The transcript is spliced from 3 exons.
AUGGAUAUUGACGAACAGUCCUUCCCGCUCUUGGAAAUGAAGUCUUCAGCCCACGCCGUUGCUGCCGGUGCGUUUAGCACGAUCUUCUCUGCCUGGGCUAGACCAGUGGUCGACCCCAUUCUCAUUGCUACAAAUAAGAUCUCUGUCCGCGGCCAAACCCGAACGAAGAAGGCCGACUUCGCUUGGUACCCAGCAUCGAAGCUAGAUGGCCGAUCGCAGACGUGGCCAACUUUCGUUGGCGAGGUGGCGUGUUCGGAGCAUCGUAGAAGUUCCGUCAAUGUCGCCAUCACCAUCAGUGUGCUCCGCGACAAGAUAAUGGUGGAGAGCUGGGCAAGGGGUCAUGACAGGCCUCCAUCACCCAACCAAAAGAUUGAAAUUGUCCGCCACCCCCAUCCAGGUUGUUCUCGAGUCAGUGGUCAGCUAGAGAUACAAUUUUCGGACGUCUUCGGGAGGGCUAAAAGAGAAGAGGAGAGCAAUUUCAUUUUGACUGCAACAGAUAUGGAAGAGAUUGCUACUCCCACCUGGGCAUUGCAAUGCACUGGCGAGCAAGAUGGCUCCAGAUAG